Molecule: messenger RNA, 2061 nt
Organism: Adineta ricciae
Lineage: Eukaryota; Metazoa; Rotifera; Eurotatoria; Adinetida; Adinetidae
Source: the annotation of a GenBank genome assembly
AUGGGAUCAGGUUAUCAAACGAUCGAUGUUAUAGUUUCAUCUGUUGAUUCACAAAAUUCAUCUAUUGCAGCAGUAAUCGACCGAAUCAAAAUAAGUCAAGAAUUAGAGAAGAAACUGGACGAAGUACAUCCGAAAAGAGCUCCAGAGCUAUUUAUGUAUUGUAAGUAUCCACGAGCCGUUGUGAUGAUUGAUUAUACAUUAGACGAAGCGAUACUAACCUAUCGUAAAUUGUUUAAUUCAACACUGGACGAGAAACCUUCGAAAUGUGAUACAAGUAAAUUAUUAGAUCGAAUCGAUCAGUCAACAUUCGAUUUCUGUAAAGUUAUUGUCGAUUUUGGCGGUGGAUUUAAAACUGAGCAUUUACAUCUGACUCAAUGUGCUUUUCCAGACGCUAUCAUCUACUCAGUCGAUAUUCUCUAUGAAGAUCUUGAUUUAUUGGUUUGCCGCAUAAAUGAUGAUGAAAGGAAAUUAUGUCUAGUACCCGUCUUUCAUUGUAUUAAAGAAACCAUCAGGAUUCAACUGAUUACAUUUUUACAGCGAGAACUGCAAAACUUCUCAUCUGUUCGUACCAGUAUAGAUAUAUGGAAAUUCGAAUUUGACCGUACAAUCGAUCAUUUACAAAUUUACGAUCCAUACGCAGAGAUUCUUGGAUUAGGAAAAAUUCGUUUUGUCGACACAAUUGAUAAAUGUGAAAUCAGGCCAUGUACUUUGUUUAUGGCUUAUAAUACCUAUCAUGCAACACCGUCUGUUGAUUCACUUGUCUCAAAUGGUUUAGUAGAUCGUCAUCAUACCACAAUUGAUAUCGAACAUGCUGUGUACAAAUUCAAUCUAUUGAAAUACGACAAAAAAUCUCUUGCUACUUAUAUUUAUAAUCCAAAGUGGGCUGAUGCACGUAAUCAAUUAGCUCUAUUGAGCUCGAUUAUCGGUAGAAGAUUAGAAUUAUCCUAUUCAUUACCAAAACUAUCGAAAACUCGUUGGCUUGAUGAUGGUAUGAUCGCACAACUAUUGAAUGGAAAACCAUCCAAAGCUGUUACUAGUGGCCAAGAUCGUUCAAUACCAUAUCUAUUUGGCUUAACGCAAGAUUUUUAUUCAUUUAUACUUGACAACAGAUCUACCAGUAUAGAUUAUAUUGAUUGUGUUGAUCUCAGUUCACGAUUAAGUAAGGAUGAUUUGAGCACGAUGUCACCAUCUAUGGUUCAACAAUGUAUCGAACAACAUCUUGGAUAUCCAUGGAAAAAUCCGAUCACGGCGAACACAUUUGCAAAAGUAUUCGCUCAAGAAUGCCUGUAUGACAUCUUAGGACCGAUUACUAACCUUCAUAUUCAUGUUGAUUCUGACGAUGCGUUACUAUAUUCUUAUGAAUUUAUCAAUCAAUUAAAAAUUGAAAAUCCAACUAUUGAAAUUGAAGUUUCGUUUGAUGAUACACUAACUGAAAAAAUCUACCAGUCAACCAUCAUUUUAACAUUUGCAUGUAAUGGAAAUUAUGUUUUAGUGUAUGUUGAGCUUGAUUGUUUUCUUCGAUAUAUUUCCACCUGUCAAUCAUUAGAAGAAAUUCAAACAAAGAUCGAAUCAUCGGUACUAUUUGAUUCUAAAUUAGAUUAUGGCCAAGCGAUAAAAUGGCAUCGAAAUCUUUCGUUUGUUUAUGCGGCUUUUCACGAAGGGUCAAAUUUCGAACAAAAUCAAGAAAUGAUUUUAUCGAAAGGUUUAAAUGAGUUAAAGUUUGUAACAAAACCUAUUUCGUUUCUUCACCAGUGGAAACCGCCGCAAUGUCGUAAAAACCAAGCUGUUCUACAUUUUGAUUUGUCAACAUAUAUUCGUGAUUGGAAAACUAUUCCAGAAAAAUAUCAACAAUUCGAUCAAUGGAUUUGGGAUGAAGACAAAGGAAUAUAUACCGGACCAUUCAUAACUUUGUAUCCAAAUACAUCAAAUUAUUGCAUUGAUAGAUAUCCUCGGCCUAAUCUGAACACAAAUGUUACGGGAAUUUAUAAUCUACUUUGCAAUAAUAUGUUAGUACUCUUUAAAUGGCGAAGCUUUUUGCUGUGGAAUUCCCACAUGCAAUGA